Messenger RNA from Eutrema salsugineum, 1278 nucleotides. RefSeq names its product exopolygalacturonase. The transcript is spliced from 4 exons. Gene Ontology annotation, molecular function: polygalacturonase activity. The coding region runs from base 14 to 1225 and encodes 403 amino acids. Gene Ontology annotation, biological process: carbohydrate metabolic process. The record is from RefSeq and is a predicted model, not a curated record. NCBI's taxonomy places the organism in Eukaryota, Viridiplantae, Streptophyta, Magnoliopsida, Brassicales, Brassicaceae.
AGAAUUAAAAAAAAUGGCUUGCAUUGUAUUUGGGUUUAAGGCUUUAUGUUUUUCUUUCUUAUUCGUCGCCGUAGCAAGUCGUCCAACCGCAUGGAAGAAGGUUUUCAACGUCCAACGUUAUGGUGCUACAAGUGACGGCAAAACUGAUAAUGUCAAUGCGUUCAAAACCGUGUGGAAAAGUGCAUGCUCAAGAAUAAAUGGAAAUAGUAAAAUCUAUGUGCCAAAAGGAACAUUUUAUCUCGGUGGUAUAGAGUUCCUAGGACCAUGUAAAAAUAAAAUUGAAUUUGUUAUCGAUGGAACCUUAUUAGCUCCUGCAAACCCUAAAGAUAUUAAGCAAGACACCUGGAUAAACUUCAGAUACAUUGAUAAUCUCUCUAUCUACGGCAAAGGAACACUCGAUGGGCAAGGAAAACAGUCUUGGCCAUUCAAUGACUGUCAUAAGAACACAAGUUGUCCUCAACUCGCUAAGACAAUGGGAUUUGCAUUUGUUAACGAUUCAAGUGUCAAAGGGAUAACAUCACUUAACAGCAAAAUGGCACACUUUAACUUCUUCCAAGUCCAUCACUUCAAUAUCACUGAAGUCAAUAUAACAGCUCCUGGCGAUAGUCCUAACACCGACGGGAUCAAAAUAGGUUACUCGAGCAACAUGCAAAUUUCCAACACUCAAAUUGGCACUGGAGACGAUUGUAUCGCCAUUCUCCCGGGAACAACGAAUCUUGAUAUCUCUAACGUCACUUGCGGUCCUGGACAUGGGAUUAGUGUUGGGAGCUUGGGGAAAAACAAGGCUGAAAAAGAUGUGAAUGGUUUAACUGUAAGUGACACAAUUUUUAACGGUACGAGUAAUGGUAUUAGGAUCAAGACAUGGGAAUCAUCGGCUUCAAACAUACUUGUUUCAAAAUUCGUUUACGAGAAUAUUCAGAUGAUUAAUGUUGGAAUACCGAUAAAUAUUGAUCAGAAGUAUUGCCCUUAUCCACCGUGUGAAAAGAAGGGGGACUCUCAUGUUCAGAUCCAAGAUGUGGAAUUACAAAAUAUAUAUGGAACCUCGACAACCAAAACAGCAGUGAGUCUGCAAUGUAGCAAGAGCGUUCCUUGUAAGAAUAUUCAUCUAAUUGACAUUGACUUAAAAUACAACGGAACUAAUGAGCAAGGUCCUGCCAUUGCGAUGUGCCAAAAUGUUGACGGUUAUGCUCGUGGCAAGAAGUUUCCCCCGAAUUGUCUAGAUUGAUUCGACUAUGAUUUGAUAAUUUCCAUAUAUAUAUAUCAUUGGUAUGUAUAGUA